Cyprinodon tularosa is the source of this 1449-nucleotide messenger RNA. It is a transcript of the gene psme3ip1, whose product is annotated as proteasome activator subunit 3 interacting protein 1. The coding region runs from base 111 to 938 and encodes 275 amino acids. The record is from RefSeq and is a predicted model, not a curated record. Gene Ontology annotation, cellular component: nucleus. Lineage: Eukaryota; Metazoa; Chordata; Actinopteri; Cyprinodontiformes; Cyprinodontidae. The transcript has 7 exons.
UCGGAACCAUUGUGUCAGGUUGAUUGUGAGGUCGGCCCGUUUUAAGUGUUACUCAGGGGGUGAUAAACAAGCAGGUUGCUAGCCGCUUGCGGUAAAUUCGGGUCGCUCUGAUGGCCGACGGAGAAGUGGCGGGAGUCGACCUCAGCAGGAAGUUUGUCUCUGAGUCGGAGCUCGACGAGAGGAGGAAGAAGAGGCAGGAGGAAUGGGAGAAAGUCAGGAAGCCAGACGAUCCAGAGGAGGCCCCAGAGGAGGAGUACGACCCUCGAUGUCUCUAUGACCGGCUGCAGGAGCAGAAGGACAAGAAACAGCAGGAAUAUGAGGAGCAGUUUAAGUUCCGAAACAUGGUGAGGGGACUGGACGAGGAUGAGACCAGUUUCCUGGACGAGGUUUCCCGGCAGCAGGUCCUGGUUGAGAAGCAGCGGAGAGACGAGGAGAAGAAGGAGCUCCUGGAAUACAGAAGUGCUUUGCAGAAGCAAACAUCAGCAUCAGCAGACGGUCGGCGGGAGACCGAGAAGAAGGCGGGGCCUAAACCUUCAGGGGCAGAACCAAAGACCAGCCACUUGUCUCAGGCCCAUUUAUUAGUUGGAGCUGUUAAAAGACGCAGCUCCUCGCAUUCAUCCGACAGUGGGAAGAAGCAGAAGAAGGAUGACAGAAGGGCAACAGGAGAUGGAGACAGAACUGCAGAGCAGGAUGGAGGAGCAGCAGGAGGACGAAGCAGGGAAGCUGAGGAUCACCGAGCCGUUCCAGGUCUCACAGCCAAGACUCCGCCCUCCACCCGAGGAGUGCUUCACCUGCCAUCGGCCGCCGUGUGCGUCGGCGUUUUGCCCGGGCUCAGCGCUUAUUCUGGCAGCAGCGACUCUGACAGCAGCUCGGACAGCGAAGGUAGCGUAGAUGCAAUCAUGUCGCCGUACCCACGGCACAGCAGGGCCUACAGAUAGACACACCCACUCAUCCACCCACCCACAGAAACACUAAGUAAAGCUUUGAGCUCCAGCCGUUAGAGCUGUUCACUCUGCUCCUCUCACAGCUGGGAGUUUAACUUCUCUUUCUCCAAAUUUCAGCCCAAACCUGAUCUGUUCAUCAUGUCUGUUUCCUUUACUGUGGCUCUGAAACAUGAUUCUUCCCUCAAUCACAUCUCAUGCAGUUUAAGGCGACCCUGCCAGCGGCUGAAGGCUGUGCUGGUGGCUGAGCGAACAGUGACUGACAGCUGUGGAGUGAAGACCAGGGCGGCUUUAGGACUCUGAUUGUUUUAGACGAGUCAGAGCAGGAUGCAGCUUUUUCAAUUUACCAUGCUGGACUUGUUCUUUGCUUCUCUCUCUGGUGUUUAAAAUUUUAAUUAAAAAAUGUGGAUCCUUAUCCUCUUGUGUUUACUGACACAUUUGUGUUUUAGAAACGUCAGGCCGCUGCCUGCAUGGGAAAUCAUGUAAUAAAUGGAUUUAUUGAACUUCA